AUGAAUCUAGAUCUGAAUGCCAUCACUAAAGCACUGAAUCCUCUGAAAAAGGGAUUUCCUGAGUGGAAAUCUUGGUAUUCCUUCAAAGUGAAAGAGAUGCCUGUGUUAGAUGACUCUCUGAAUCCUGCAAAUGCAAAGAAGAAGCAGGCUCCUGACUGGGGUGCGGGCGAGGAUGAAGUGAAUGCUCAUCUCAAUACCUUGAGGCCUGAAAUGUUAAUGUAUAAGAGGCACUUGAAUAAGAAUUGA
This is a messenger RNA of Blastomyces dermatitidis ER-3, 246 nucleotides long. RefSeq lists its product as uncharacterized. The coding region runs from base 1 to 246 and encodes 81 amino acids. NCBI's taxonomy places the organism in Eukaryota, Fungi, Ascomycota, Eurotiomycetes, Onygenales, Ajellomycetaceae. The transcript has 2 exons. The record is from RefSeq and is a predicted model, not a curated record.